CGUCGACUUUUCAAUAAUGUCUCGGACUGGGGGAACAUUGCAUCAUGAAUGUUCAUGAAAAUUUCACAUUCGUUACAAUAUGUGCCUUGCAUUUUUGUAGCAUAUAUGUAUGGAACAAUUGUAAAGUGAUUUAACGAUACGAAUAAGGGUGUUUUUAAUCAAGCUGUGAUAUUUUAAAGCGAUUAUAAUUGACGUUUGUUUCCACGUGGUGACUGUCACAUUUGGUCUACGUGUUACGAAUCUUUCGUCAUAUUAAUUGUGUUUCUGUUCUCGACGGCAUUAGAAGAUUGAAAUGGAGACUUUAAAUAUGUCUAAACUUAAUCUGUCCAGCGUAAGAAGCACCGUUCCUGGUGACAAUGCACUAAAACAAGAUGUUAUAGAGCCAAAGUUUGAGACCAUUGCUUUAAUUGAUCCAGAUAAUGAAUAUCACUGUGAAUACCGUGAGGAUAUUUGGAAGAACUUGCUGGAACAGGAUGCAGAGAAACCUACAAUACACCUACAAUCACCACAGCUAGAGUUCCGCGGUGCCUUAGUUCAACAGCUCCGAGAUGUUACAAAGAAACUGGGUCUGACUCUGGCCACUCUACACUCAGCGGUCGCCCAGUUAGACUUGUUCAUGGACGCACACAGGCUACGUGCAGAUAGACUGACACAUGUUGCACUCGCCUGCUUGAGUUUAGCAGCAAAAAGCGAGGAGAAAUUCAGCAGAGCGCCUACAUUAAAAACAUUAUCAAAAAUAUCUGGUGUGCAGCUGUGUGGCAAGACUUUCAGACAGUUAGAGUGGAUGGUAGGGCAGCAUGUACGAUGGAGGCUGCUCGCACCGACGCCAGUUACAUUCGCAGCUCUACUUGCACAGUACGUGGUAGCCGACUGCGAUCUGACCACCAGGCAUCCGAAGUUCGUUAGACGGUUCAAACGAGAUGGGGCCAAGUUGUUAGAAGCAUAUUUAGAUUUAACUUUAUCUGACGUGCGGCUGAAGGUGGUGGAGAGCGCGGACGUGGGCUGCGCGUGCGUGGCGUGCGCGCGCGCGGCCCUGGGGCUGGCGGCGUGGCCGGCGUGGCUCGCCGCGCGCGCCGGCCGCAAGCCCGCCGCCGUGGCGCCCGUCGCGCGCCUGCUGCAGCGGAUGAUGCAAAUUCUGAAGUCACGUGAAACAGUCGACUCCGAGGUCGACCAGGGCUACAGCAGCGCGAGGACAUCACCCAACCUAACACCCUGUGCUUCACCGAGGUAUCAGAUCUCGCCAGCGUCCAGCACAUGCAGCACCUCCUCAAGAAGCUGCCUGCAUGUUGACACAUCAUACCGACAGCGUCCAGUCAGGUCAGAUAAUGCUUACACCGUGUUAGACUUGGACGACACAGAGGUGUCUCAUGUACCGAACCAAGAUUACUAUAGGCUACCUACCGCGGUUGAUAUGACCUGUCAAAGGGUUAAUAACCCAGCUGAUUACAGCUUCUGUAGAUCCAGUAGGUUAAUCGAAGCUAGUUUCGAUCCAGUUCAACCAUCUACAAGUAUGGCUGUGAAGAGAGGUUUAGAUAGUAACGUCGAAUUUGAUAGAAAGAGGUAUCGUCUCGCCUCGCAAAUGUCACAGGUUGUUCUUUGAUUAUUCUUCUAGUCGAUAAUAUUCGUUGUUUUUUUUUUUUUUUCAAUUUGACAGAUAUUCGAAAACAUUUGCAUUUACGUUACAGUUCAGAUUCGAAAUUCAAUUUUUGUUUGUCUUAUUUCACAGUACAAUACAUGAAACAAUGAUUUUCUGACUGUGUCCCUGACAGUAUUUUAAAUGUUCAAUACCAUAUAAAAAGUUUAAUAGACUAUAUAAAGAUUUAAAAGUACAUACCGAGAUGUAUUCGAAUAAUUCGAUAUUAAAAUCGAUUAUAAUAGCGACAGUUCGGCAUCUUCAAUAAAUAUUUAUAAUUAAAAUAUUUGAGCUUUAGUUUCUUACAAAAAAUACAAAACUAGUACAAAAGAAAAUAUAGAACAGAUAAUAUUAACAAAAAAUAUAUAAAAUAAAUACAAAAAAAAAUGGUUGCCGAAUUGCCGCGAAAACGCAUAAUAUUUUGACAAAUAAUCGAGACGUACUUGUUUAUUAAAAAUGCUAGUUUAUAAUUAUAUCUAGGCUUUGCCUGCAUCGAUAUUUAUUAAAAGACUUAUAUAAUCGUUAAUUUCUUAAUACAUUUUAUACGAUGUAUUUAGAAUUGUAGUUUUAGAUAGAAACAAAUUAGGAUCGAUUUCACAACCUUUUAUUUAAAAAAAAAAUGGAAUGUUUCAUUCCAACACUAUAUAUUUGUUAUAUUUUUAUACAGCAAUUAUUAAAUUAUAAAAAGUGUAUUCUAAAUAAUUUAAUAAUUAAAGGUACAAUAAAGAUAAUAAAAUAGUUACAAAUUAUUUAAAAAAAAUAAACCAGAUUCCGUUUACAAAUUUACCGAACGACAAUAUAUGUAGUUAUUUAAAAAUACUUUGAAUACGUAUUUGAAAUAACGUAAUAAGGUUGUGGAUUCGAUAUGAGACAACGUCGAGGAACGAACAUUAACAAUGCCAGAGCUUUAAACGCCCAGUUGUAGAAACGUUAGUUGUAAAUAAAUGUAGUGUCGAAUGUUCCGUUGGUGUUCGGUCGUCGUCGUCGUCGGUCGUAGCCCGUUUACAAUAUGAUGAACCGAGAAUUUCUUUUUUUAAUAUUUUUUAAAUAAUGAAAUUAGAAUUUUAACAGCACCCUUUCUUACAAUCUAGAUUUGUAAGUUAUGAACUAUUAAACGGUGCCUAGUAUUGUAAUCCUAUCUGUAAUGUAUCUCGAACGAUGGAUGUUUUAAGUGAUAUUUCAAUUAGUAAAUGAAUAACAAACGGUUCGUCACAAUGUUAAACGUUAUUCUUUAACCUAUCUAUCUAUUAUAAUGUAUCUACGCAUGUAUAUAAUAAUUGCAUAUGGUUUAUAAAUAAAUCUAUGAAUAAAUAUGCUGCCCAUAUAUAAAGACGGUAAUAUAGCAUUAUAUAAUAAUAUUAAUUCUUAUAUCAUUAGUAUAAUCGGAGUCGCUAUGGAGAUAUAAAAACUAUUUUGAUAUAAGAAAUAACGGCACAUCAUGUAACAGCUUACAAAUGUAAGUAUUAUUAUAUUAAGAAAGUUAGUAACGCUAUAAAUACGGUAAUAGAAUGAACCAUUUCAAUAAAAUUUGCAAGUUGUACGAUCAAUAGAUACGUCAAAUACUAAUAAACGAUACAUGGCGGUUCGUAUAGUUAAACAAUAUUUUGUCUUCUUCGUUCAUAUGACAAAUUACUAAUGCGAGAAAGAAAGGAACGUCUCUAUUCAUCCGCUAUAUAUUUUUAUUAGUAAAUCCUUAAAAGUAAAGAUUUUUACAUUCGAGUAUUAUUUUUUUUUAAUUAUUAAAGUAUUCAUUCGUUCAUAACAAGCAGUUGCUUGUUAUGAACGAAUGAAUACUUUAAUCAUCAAACAUCAGUUGAUGUUUUAGACUGACUGUCUUUUCUUUUAAAUUUUCGAAUGCAAAAAUUCUAUUGAAAUGGAUAAAAAAAAAAAUAAUCAUUAUUGAUGAAACAUUUGUAUGGAUAGAUGAGUUACAGAAUUGUUGAUUCAGGAAUUACCAAAGCAAUAGCUUGAGGUUUAUUUUGUUUCCUAAUUGUAAUUAGUUAAUUUUCCUACUUUUUUCUAUAAUAUGUUAGGGUGAUUUUUUUUUUAAUUUAUACAAUGGCAAUGGAUUGACAAUACGAUUCGGUUUAUAAAAAUUAUGUGAGUACUUAACUGGCAACACAUGUUGACAACGUAAAUAUUUUCAAACUCUUCUUUUUUUAAUUCUAUUAUUGCAGUCGCAAUCUUUAAGCCAUUUAAUAAUAUCUUUUUUUUUUUUGGUAAAAUUGAAUUCUAAAACAUCACCCUAAUGUUAAUUAUUUAUAAAUUAAGAAGUGAUUGUGAAUAUAACACGAGAAGUCUGCGUCUACGUCAUUUGAAUGACUUUUAAUGGGAAAUGAUUUUAAUACGAUAAUGCAUUUAAAAAAAAAUUAACAGACUGAAUGAAAUGACCAACAAAGACAAAAACUGCUCGUGCUAUAUAAACCUUAGAAAAUUGUGUAUCAAAUACAUUUAUUUAUUUUUUUAAGGGACGUUUUCGAUGGUGUGGUUGUGAAUAAAGAAUUUUUUUUUUUUUCAAAAAUUUUGACGUAUUUAGCAAGUGAUUGAAAGUGAUUUUUCAAUUUAUAUUUUUUUACACACCAUUUCAAUUUUGGGUUAUGUUGCGUUGUCAUUAUUUGAAUAUGGAAAUAGCGAAAUUGUCAGUAAGUAAAAUAAAAAUGUAAGUAUAUGAUCGAUAAGGCGUUGCUUAAUUAGCGGAAACCGGAUCGCACGGGUAUACGCGAACAAUUAAAGCAUUACUCAUUCUAAAUAUAAUAUUACACAUUUCGCGUACAAAACAAAUAGCUAUUUCCUUAAAUUUAUUUUAAAAUUUGAAUGUAAACAAGUUAGUUUUUUAUUUUUAUCAAAAACUUUAAAAUUGUUUUCCGAAAAACGUUCUCUCUUAGUUACCAUUGUUAAAUUUGUAACGUUAAUCUUAAAAUUCAUUGUUUAUGAAAAUAUUGUAAUGCAUUCAAUUUUGUUACGCAAGUUAUUUUUUUUUUUAAAUGUACAUUCAGCUAAAAAAUUCUUCUAUAAAAAAUAUCUAAAAAAUAUCUUUCAUCUAUUCAUCAUUGCUUAAAUUUACCUAUUUCUUAAUUUUCGAAGUUUUUUUUUUCAUCUGACUGUACAUUUGCUUAAAAAAAUUAAUGUGCUCCCAAUGUUUAGUUGCAGUUAAAAUUCACAUAUGAACUUGAAGUAAAGUGCAGAAGUUUUUUUA
This is a messenger RNA of Nymphalis io (European peacock), 4829 nucleotides long. RefSeq lists its product as uncharacterized. The transcript is spliced from 6 exons. Gene Ontology annotation, cellular component: cyclin-dependent protein kinase holoenzyme complex; nucleus; cytoplasm. Gene Ontology annotation, biological process: regulation of cyclin-dependent protein serine/threonine kinase activity; mitotic cell cycle phase transition. NCBI's taxonomy places the organism in Eukaryota, Metazoa, Arthropoda, Insecta, Lepidoptera, Nymphalidae. The coding region runs from base 293 to 1600 and encodes 435 amino acids. Gene Ontology annotation, molecular function: cyclin-dependent protein serine/threonine kinase regulator activity. The record is from RefSeq and is a predicted model, not a curated record.